UGCUCCAGGAAGCUGAAAAGCAGUUAAAGGAAAGGAGUGUGUAAAGAAGGCUUUAAAAAUUAUUUAAUAAACCGGAAAGCAACUUUAGCAGUUGCAUCUCCAUCAUCUAGACUGAAAGGAGUUCAUAUGGCCAAGUCAAGGAAAGAAUCAGACUGACAGAUGCAGUUGUUUAAGUUAUGAGGAACACUUGCCUGUGGGGUCUCCCGCUAAACAGACUUGCUGUUUUUUCCUGUGUAUGGAUUUCUGCAGUGAACUGUACUUUCUCAAGAAACUGUCAAAACUUAUGUACGAGUAACCUGGAAGGAGAACUUGGAAUAACUAACCUUUGCAAUGUUAGUGACAUCACUGGAGCAUGCACACAGGGAUGUCAGUUUUGGAACGCUACAGUGCAAAUCAACUGCCCACUGAAAUGUAACAAGACAUACACCAGAGCAUGUGAGACAGUUUCCUGUAAGUUUGGCUGUAGCUGUGCAGAGGAUGCAUAUGGAGUUGAAACAUUGAAUUACUUGAAUGAGCCUGGAGCACCAUUUGCAUCUACCAUUGGAAGCCACAAUGUCACAUUAGGGUGGAAACCAGCUAACAUUUCUGAGGUGAAAUAUAUUAUCCAGUGGAAGUUCAGUCAGCUCCCUGGAGACUGGAGGUACACAGAGGUAGUAUCUGAAGCUUCAUACACAGUUAAAGAUCUUCAAGCCUUCACAGAAUAUGUGUUUCGAGUAGUUUGGAUCAUUACAUCCCAGCUGCAGCUCCAUUCUCCAUCUAGUCCCAGUUACCGGACACAUGCUUUUGGAGCUCCUACAACAGCUCCUAUCAUUAAAAACAUUCAGAGUUCAAGUCCAAACACAGUUGAAGUUAGCUGGUCUCCACCACUUUUUCCAAAUGGAUUGAUUGUUGGAUAUAAUUUGCUCCUGACCAGUGAGAAACACAAACUGUUGAGAGCCUCAAGAGGGCAUAGCUUCCAGUUCUACUCCACCUUCCCAAACAACACUUACAGGUUCAGUAUUGUGGCAGUCAAUGAGGUUGGUGCUGGACCCCCUGCUGAAGCCAACAUCACAACUCCAGAAUCCAGAGCUAAGGAAAAAUCAACAUGGCUUUUCUUAUCCAGAAACCAGUCUUUAAGGAAGAGAUAUACAGAACAUUUUCUUGAAGCCACCCAGUGUCUGCAAAAUGGUAUAAACCACAACAUUACAGGAAUUUCUGUGAAUGUUUAUCAGCAACUUGUCUAUUUUUCUGAGGGGAAUUCCAUCUGGGUGAAAGGAGCUGCAAAUAUGUCUGAUAUAUCCGACCUAAUGCUCUUCUAUGCUGGCUGGGGGAAUAUUACGUCCAUCUCGGUAGACUGGCUUUACCAGAGGAUAUACUUUGUCAUGAAUGAAAAGAUACAUGUCUGCCAUUUAGAGAAUUGCACGGCAGCUGAAGACAUCACUCCUCUGUAUGUGACAUCCCCUAGGAAGGUUAUAGCUGACCCCUAUAAUGGCUAUAUUUUCUGUCUCCUGGAGGAUGGCAUAUACAGAGCAAACCUUCAACUCUUUCCUGGCACUGCCUCCACAGCUUCACCAGUAGUGAAAUACAGUGCUCUGAGAGACUUCGUGAUCAACUUCCAAUCUAAGAGACUUAUUUUCUUCAACAAAACAGAACAGGCCUUUGUGUCAGGUUUUCUUGAUGGUUCAGAAUUUCACACGCUGCGAUCACAUGUGCCACUUCAUGAUGUGGAGAGCUUUGUUUAUGAGGAUAACACAUUUACUGUCACAGAUGGCUGGGCAGUUUUCCAUGAAGAGGUCUCUCCACUGGGGAGUUCUAGCUUCAAUGAGUACAUUGUGGAUUGCAAUUUGGCAUAUCCAGAGUACUUUGGCUUUGGCAACUUGGUUUUCUAUGGGGCAUCAACUCAGCCUUUUCCAUUACCAACUUCUCCUCGCCUUGUCACGGCACUAUUUGGACUGCACCAAGCUGUGAUCUGCUGGAAACCACCUGAACACACUAUUGGAACCAGUCUGUCUGCUUGGCAGAACUGGACCUAUGAUGUGAAAGUGUCAUCUCAGCAUCCAUCUGAGAAGGAAUGGGUUUUCUCAAACGUUAGAGACACCAGGUUUACAGUGAAGGAGCUGGCCAGCUUCACAGCAUAUGAAGUGUCAGUCAGAGCUGUAUCUCCUGCUGGUAAAGGGCCAUGGUCAGAGACUUUUAGAGGCACAACUUUAGAAGAAGCUGAAGAAGAGCCAUAUAUGUUGACAGUGGGGGCUGAAGGGCUCUGGAAGCAGCGGUUGGAUAGCUAUGGGCCAGGAGAACUCCUCUAUCCUCAUAUAAGAAAUAUUUCAGACCUCGACUGGUAUAAUGACACUCUUUAUUGGAUUAAUUCCAUGGGGGAAGUUCAGACCUGGUCACUGAACAAAAGGGAGGCUACCACUAGGAAUACUUACGUAUCUGACAUCAGAAAUGCCAGGAUACUGGCCUUUGAUUGGUUAGGUCAAUGCUUGUACUGGGCUGGCAAAGCAAAUACGAUCUACAGAAAAUCACUGCUCAGAGACCAUAUGGAUAUUGUGGCUCAUGUUGUGUUUCUAGUGAAGGAUCUAGCAGUGGAUUCAGUAAAUGGCUAUCUGUACUGGGCCACAUCGUAUUCAGUGGAGAGCGCAAGACUGAAUGGAGAGGAGUAUCUUGUGUUACAAGAGCAGCCACAGUUUUCUGGUAAACAGGUGGUUGGUUUAACUUUGGAUCUCACCUAUGAUUUUCUUUACUGGCUUGUGCAAGAUAGCCUAUGCCUAAACCUAUACAGAGUUUCUCUUUGCAAAGAAGGUUGUGGUAAUGCCAUCAUCACAGAAUUUGCAGCAUGGAGUACUUCAGACAUAUCUCAGGGUGCACUGGAAUACUACAGUGGUCGUCUGUUCUGGAUUAAUACUCUUCAUUUCAUUACAACUCAGGAAGUCAAUCAGAGCCUUAGCAUUCCCUUCUCACAACCAGCAGAGUUUGCUGACUUUACCCUUGUUCACACGUCACUUAAACCCUUGCCAGGAAGUUUUUCUUUUACACCAAAAGUGAUUCCAGAUUCAGUGCCAGAGUCUUCAUUCAUGAUUAAAGGAAAUUCUUCAAGUUUCCACAUAAUUUGGAGUCCCACAAAUGUAGAAUGGGGAACUGUCUUUUACUGCGUGGGAUCAAAAGCUCUACAAUCUUUGGAGAAUGAAUGGUGCCUCCAUCCCCAUAACCUGACAGCGCCAUCCUACCGAGUUGAUUGGCUGGAACCAUUUACACUCUUUGACUUUACCGUCACUCCAUACACACACUGGGGCAAGGCAUCAGCAACAUCUGUAUCCCUUCGAGCCCCUGAAGGAGUUCCUUCAGCCCCUAUAAACCCUAGGAUAUAUGUGCUACAAAAUAACCUACAUGAAAGUGGUGACACAGUCCCUGUGGAGUUCAGGUGGGACAGACCUGAAAAGGAAAAUGGAGUAUUAUUGCAGUUCAGGGUUUACUAUCAACUCCUGAGUCAGAGUGACACUGCUAACACUUUCACAGAGUGGAACGUGGGCAACGUUAAGCCCACCCUGAUGCUCUUUUCCCUUAUGGAUGUGCUUCCUGGCCUUACAGUAAGGUUUCAGGUGCAAGCCUUCACCUCUGUGGGUCCAGGACCUAUGUCUGAUAUAGCAGAGAGGAAUUCAUCAGAUCUUUUCCCUGUCCCCACUCUUCUAACUGUUUCUGCCAACCAGUUGUAUCUUACUGACAUAGACAAUAAUCAUACCAUAUGGGAACUUUCAGCAAAGAUAAAUGUAAAGGACAUCUGUUACACUGCUAAUGAUGAUAAAGCAUACUAUAUCAUAGGAGAUUCUAUUUUUCUUCUGAAUAUAGAGACUGCUUCAAAGUUUCAGUUUUUCAAAGAUGCAUACCUUCACAAUGCCACAGCCAUCACAGUUGACUGGAUUGCAAGACAUCUAUUUGUUGCCCUGAAGACGCCGUGGAAUGAAAAUCAAAUAUUUGUUGUUGAUCUUGAGCUGAAGAUAAAAUCUCUAAAAGCCUUGAACAUACAGUUGGGUAGAAGUAAUUCAACUGUAUCAUCUCUGUUGUCAUAUCCUUUCUUAAGCCGCUUGUACUGGAUGGAGGAGCUUGAUUAUGGCAGCCGCAUGUUUUAUUAUGAUAUUCUGAAUAACACCGUGCACCACAUUUUGGGACACAUAUCAGUGGACAAACAGAUGAGGAACUACUGCACCUGUAAUGUGGCAGAAGCAGAGCUAGGAAGACCUAUGAGUAUAGAUGUGUCCGACUCCAAGAAUCCCCAGCUGCUCUUUAUCAGAAGAAGAGACGAAAUAUGGGCCUCAGAUGUGGACGGUUACCACUGCUGGAGAAUUACCAAAAUACCAGAUUUUCAAGGUAAGAAAAUUGGCAGCUUGACUGUAGAUAAGAAUUUUUUAUACUGGAGCACUGAAACAAAGGAGUACACUGAAAUUUGGCGAGCAAAUAAAGAAAGAGCAGGACAGUUUCUUCAGAAGAGAGCAAAUCAAGAGCUGAAAAUCUUAGCCUACAGUUCAGCGGCGCAACUGUAUCCAGAUAAAAGAUGCCUGAUUCCAUUCACAUACACUGAGAAACCUACUAUCCUUGAUACAACGAACACCAGUUUUAUGUUGAGUUUGCCAUCUGUCACACCACAGCAGCUAUGCCCUGGCAUAUUGCAGCCCACACCAACAUACCUGGUCUUUCUUGGACAAAUGGCUAAUAGCCACAGAAACUCAAGCUACCGUUUGUCUGAUCUACAGGAAAAAACAUUGGAAUUUCAGGGUCCUGUAGCCAUCAUAGACAACCUACAGCCAUUUUCAAGCUAUGUCAUACAAGUUGCAGUGAAAAACUACUAUUCAGAUGAGGAAAUGCUGCCUAUGGGAGAAGAGACAAUUGGCACCACUCUGUAUGGAGUACCAGAGGCAGUUCAUUCCAUUAAGACAGCGGUUUUGUCUGACACCACCAUCAGCAUAUCUUGGGAUGAACCUCUGAAGCCAAAUGGACCUCUAGAAUCCAUCCGCUAUCAAAUCUCUGUCAAUUUGUUACCUUCUGUCCCAGCAACACCCUUGCGAAAAAGUGAAUUUCCAAAUGGGAUACUUGCCUGGUCUGUCCACGGGCUCCAAUCUGGAACAAAAAAUUUAUUCAAGGUUCUUGCUUUUCAUCCGAAUGAGAACUGGUUUUCUGAAAGUGUCCCUGUUAUUGCAAAAACUUUUGAGACUCCACCUGCACCUUUCAACAUAGUUCCCAGAAAUACCAGUUUCCAGCUACAGUGGAGAGCUCCUCUGCACGUCAAUGAAACCAGCUUCUGGUUUGAGCUGCGCAAGUGGCAAACAAAAAGUGACUGGUUUUCUCCUGCAACAACUAAAUGCACAGCAGAUCUUGUUUACACAUGCAAUCUCACAGGAACUAUUCCUUCAACCAACUACCUUGUAAGAGUAACAGUAGUUUAUGAUACAGGAUUGAAAAGCACUUCCUCCUCAAAAAGCUUUAAAACUACAGCUGGUGUUCCCAGUAAGCCAGGAGUUCCAAAAAGAGCAGAAGACAUUAAAAACUCUGUACAGUGGGAAAAGGCUGAUGACAAUGGAAGCAAUCUGACCUACUACAUCUUAGAAAGCAGGAAGCAGUCUGACAACACCAGCAAAGUGAAGCUCUUGUGGAAGGUGGUUUACAAUGGCUCCUGUACCAGUAUUUGCAUGUGGAAGGCGAAGAACUUAGACGGAACUUUCCAGUUCAGAGUGGCAGCUGCAAAUGUGCUGGGACUUGGUGAAUACAGUGACACAAGUGAGGAUAUAAUUUUGGGUGAAGAUACUAUGAUCUCUCCAGAUGCUAUCAUUGCCAUUGCUGUUGUGACUGGAGUUGUUAUGCUGGGCUUGACUGUGGUCAUGCUAUUUGGUUUUGUAUGGCACCAAAGAUGGAAAUCCAGAAAAAAGGCUUUGCCUGGCCAGAUAGUGUUUAUCAAAGAAGAUAAAGAACUAGCUCAACUCAGGGGCAUGAUUGAUACAGUGGGAUUAUCCAAUGCCUGCUAUGCUGUCAGCAUUCUUCCUUCUCAAGCAGAGAUUGAAUCAUUGCCAGCUUUCCCUCGUGACAAACUGAACUUACACAAAUUGUUAGGAAGUGGAGCGUUUGGAGAGGUGUAUGAAGGGACUGCAGUAGAUAUCCUGGCAGAUGGAAGUGGAGAAUCCAAAGUAGCAGUCAAGACUUUGAAGAAGGGUGCAACAGACCAUGAGAAGAGUGAAUUCUUGAAGGAGGCACACUUAAUGAGUAAAUUUGAUCACCCUCACAUUCUGAAGCUACUUGGUGUGUGCCUGUUAAAUGAACCUCAGUACCUUAUACUGGAGCUGAUGGAAGGAGGGGAUCUACUUAGCUAUUUACGAGGAGCCAGAAAGCAAAAGCUUCAGAGUCCUUUACUGACAGUGACUGACCUCUUGGAUAUAUGUUUGGAUAUUUGCAAAGGCUGUGUCUAUUUAGAGAAAAUGCACUUUAUACACAGGGACCUGGCUGCUCGCAACUGCCUUGUGUCUAAGAAGGAAUACGAGAGCUCUUCCCGGAUAGUAAAGAUUGGUGAUUUUGGACUUGCCAGAGACAUCUAUAAAAAUGAUUAUUAUAGGAAAAGAGGAGAAGGCUUACUCCCUGUGAGAUGGAUGGCUCCUGAAAGCCUCAUUGAUGGUGUCUUUACAAAUCGUUCUGAUGUCUGGUCUUUUGGAGUCUUAGUGUGGGAAACAUUAACUUUGGGUCAACAACCAUAUCCAGGUUUCUCCAAUACAGAGGUUUUACACCAUGUACGGUCAGGAGGAACGCUGGAAUUUCCAAACAAUUGUCCUGAUGACCUAUGUGACUUAAUGACAAGAUGCUGGGCCCAAGAACCUCACAACAGACCUACUUUCUCUUAUAUUCAAGACAAACUGCAAGAGGUAAGACACUCUCCACUGUCCUUCAUCCACUACCUAGAAGACAAAGAGGCAGCAACUGGAGUCAUUAACCAAGCUUUUGAAGACAGUGAUGUUCCAUGUGCAGAUUCGGACAGUAUUCUUUCAGCCACACUAAUGGAAACAAGGAAUCAAGAGGGUUUAAAUUAUUUGGUAUUUGUCAAAGAAGGUAACCGAGAUCAAGGAAGCAUCAAUUCUGCUGAGCUCAGUUAAGUCUGGUUCCGUCUGCUUGAAAGACAGAGGGAAAGAAGAGAAAAAGCUCUACCAAAGAAGACAUAAGCCAAGGGAAAUAUUCUGCACAUCUUCAUAAUUACAGAGAUGUCUUUAAAAACCCAGCAACUCUCUAAAACUCUAAACCUACUAGAUAAUAUCAUAAGGCACUGAAUCAUGCAUAGCAGAAUAAGACAAUUACAUAUCUUUUGAUUUUCU
Messenger RNA from Neopsephotus bourkii (Bourke's parrot), 7322 nucleotides. It is a transcript of the gene ROS1, whose product is annotated as ROS proto-oncogene 1, receptor tyrosine kinase. NCBI's taxonomy places the organism in Eukaryota, Metazoa, Chordata, Aves, Psittaciformes, Psittacidae. The transcript has 44 exons. The record is from RefSeq and is a predicted model, not a curated record. Gene Ontology annotation, molecular function: ATP binding; protein binding; transmembrane receptor protein tyrosine kinase activity. Gene Ontology annotation, biological process: multicellular organism development; regulation of TOR signaling; cell surface receptor protein tyrosine kinase signaling pathway. The coding region runs from base 177 to 7106 and encodes 2309 amino acids. Gene Ontology annotation, cellular component: signaling receptor complex; membrane.